Schistocerca gregaria is the source of this 1384-nucleotide messenger RNA. It is a transcript of the gene scro, whose product is annotated as homeobox protein Nkx-2.4. Gene Ontology annotation, molecular function: DNA-binding transcription factor activity, RNA polymerase II-specific; RNA polymerase II cis-regulatory region sequence-specific DNA binding. Lineage: Eukaryota; Metazoa; Arthropoda; Insecta; Orthoptera; Acrididae. The record is from RefSeq and is a predicted model, not a curated record. The transcript is spliced from 6 exons. Gene Ontology annotation, cellular component: nucleus. Gene Ontology annotation, biological process: cell differentiation; regulation of transcription by RNA polymerase II. The coding region runs from base 90 to 1382 and encodes 430 amino acids.
UGUGCGAGAGCGAGCAGACGGGCAGCCAGGCAGGCAGGAGGCAAAGCGAGGCGAGGCGCGGAGCGCGGCCUUCCUGCUCACUGAGUGGCAUGACGCUGGCGGUGUCUGGCGGCUUCUCGCUGCUGGCCAACCUGAGCCAGCAAGAGCAGGAGGCGCUGCAGCGGGCGGCGGCAGUGGCCGACCUGCUGCCCGAGCUGGGCGCCGCCGACCUGGCGGGCAUGUCGCUGAGCCCGCGCGCGCACCACGCGCACCCACACCCGCACCACCAGCACGCGCCGCAGCCGCACACCACGCCCUUCUCCGUCUCCGACAUCCUGAGCCCCGUCGACGAGGCGGGCCAGAGCUCGUCGCAGCCGGGCGGCGGCGCCGCGGGCUCGGGCUCGCCGUACCGCAGCUCGUCGUCGAGCAACGGCGCGGCGCACAGCCCGCCGCCCGGGCCGGGCCCGCAGGCGCCGCCGCAGCCGCCGCAGCAGCAGCAGCCGCACGUGGCGCCCUCGUCCGUCGUCUCCAGCCCCUACAUGCAGCUGUCGCAUCACCACCAGUUCUCGGGCGCGGCUCAGUACUGCAACGGCUCCGACAUCUCGGCGCACUACGGCGACAUGCGCAACUCGGGCUGGUACGGCGCCGCCACCGCCAACGACCCGCGCUUUGCAAUCUCGCGGCUGAUGGGGUCAUCGGCGGCGACGGCGAGCAUGAACAUGAACAUGGGCAACAUGGCCGGCCUGUCGACGUGCAGCGUCACGGCCGACACCAAGCCCAUGCAGUUCCCGCUGGCGCAGCGCCGCAAGCGGAGGGUGCUCUUCACGCAGGCCCAGGUGUACGAGCUGGAGCGGCGGUUCAAGCAGCAGAAGUACCUGUCGGCGCCGGAGCGCGAGCACCUGGCCAGCCUCAUCCACCUCACGCCGACCCAGGUGAAGAUCUGGUUCCAGAAUCACCGGUACAAGUGCAAGCGGCAGGCUAAGGAGAAGGCGAUGGCCGAGCAGAACGCGCAGAACCAGGCGCAGAGCUCCCCGCGGCGCGUGGCGGUGCCGGUGCUGGUGAAGGACGGCAAGCCGUGCGCGGGGGCGGGAGACGGGGGCGGCGGAGGUGGCGGAGGCGGCGGGGGCGGCGGCGUCCGGACCGCCGGGGGCGCCUCCCCGCAGAGCGCGCCCUGCGCGCACAGCCCCAGUGGAGCCAUGCAGGUGCAGCAGACGGCGCCGGCGGGGCAGCACGGCCACCAGGCGGCGCAGCAGCAGCAGCAGCAGUGCGCCAGCCUGCUGUACCAGCGCCAGAACCUGCACCACGCGGCCGCCGUCGCCAUGAUGCCGCACCACCAGCAGCAGCACAUGUCUGCGGCGGCGGCGGCGGGCUCCUACCUGCCGCUGCAGGGCCGCGCCUGGUAGGA